AUGGAUACGUACAUAAGAACAGGAGAAUCUAGCGAUUUGCAAAGCGCUCUGGACUCAAGUUGGGCUGUGGAAUAUAAGAUGGAACUGAAUGCCAAAAAGACAAAAGAUAUGUGGAUUAACUUCACCGAAGCACCGCCCCCUCUACCACUGCAUAUAGGAGACGCUAUCAUAGAAAGAGUCGAUAAUUUCAAACUCUUGGGAACCUG
Messenger RNA from Paramuricea clavata, 206 nucleotides. Lineage: Eukaryota; Metazoa; Cnidaria; Anthozoa; Malacalcyonacea; Plexauridae. The record is from the annotation of a GenBank genome assembly.